AUUUCCUGUAAGGCAUGCGCAUCGAAUAGCUGUGCAGAAAAAUAAACAUUCCUUCAGCUCAAAAUGGCUUCUAAUAUGAAACGAAUUUUCAGCUUGCCUGAAAGGGCUCAUGGACAAGGCCGUGUAGUUUAUUCCUGGCAGAGGACUCAAGGAAACUUUCUGGCCACUACAGGGGCUGAUAGUACAGCUAAAAUUUAUGAUCGCCAUGGAGAUUUAAGAGGAAGUGUUACCCUCCCAGGUCGUUGUACUGCAUUAGAUUGGGAUAAAGAUGGAGACUUGCUAGCACUGGUCUGUGAAAACUCCCCUAUGAUUUACCUGUGGGAAACAAGUUCAGAGAAGUUUGUUCCAAUUGACAGUGGGCUCAAGGAUGGAAUGACAUUUUUAUUAUGGUCCAAAACUGGUUCUUACCUAGCCAUUGGAACAGUAAAAGGGAAUCUUCUCUUGUAUAACCAUCAAACCUCAAAAAAAAAUAUUGUGAUUGGUAAACAUACCAAAAAAAUCACCUGUGGGGCGUGGAGCGCAGAAAACCUGUUGGCUCUGGGGAGCGAGGACAAGACACUGAGCAUCAGCAAUGUGGAUGGUGACACCCUGAGGCAGACCCCACUGAGGGGCGAUCCCACAGAUCUGGAAUUUUCUGAGAUGAAAGGGGAUGAGAGAAGUUCAAUCGGAGAAAACACAGUCAGUGUAAAUGUUGCUAACAAGACUUUAUUCCUUUUUAACAUCAACGACCCAGACAACCCUAUAGAAUUGGCAUUUCAACAAAAAUAUGGAUCUAUUAUAGCUUAUAAGUGGUUUGGAGAUGGUUACAUCCUCAUUGGUUUCUCACAAGGCUAUUUUGUGGUCAUCUCAACCCACCUGAAAGAAAUUGGUCAGGAAUGUUUCCAAGCUCGCAACCAUAAAAACAACCUGACGAGCAUAGCUAUUUCAACCGCUCUAGGUAAAGCAGCAUCGUGUGGGGACAACUGCAUUAAAAUCCAUGACUUGAGCGACCUGAAAGAAAUGUAUGCCAUCAUCACCCUGGACGAGGAGAAAAGUCUGGACAAGAUUGCCUGGAGUGAUGAUGGUCAGCUUCUGGCUGUGUCCACCCCAAGAGGUGGUUUACAUGUCUACCUGGCACGUCUGCCAAUGCUGGCCUGUGUCAACAACACCCGGGUGGCCUAUCUCACCUCAUUGCUGGAGGUCACGGUGGAGGAUCACAUUGCACAGGAUCCACCAGUGAGUGUUCAGGUUGAAGUGGAGCCAUCUUUUGUUGGUGUUGGACCUUAUCACCUGGGCGUUGGCAUGAACAAUAGAGCCUGGUUUUACCUGUUUGGGGAGACAGGUCUGGUGUUGCUGAAAGAAAGCAAAGAAUAUCUUGGAACAGUCCAGUCCAUGAGCAUGAAUUCAGACUAUGCAGCUGUCAGUUUUGAGGGCAAAGUUCAACUUCAUAUGAUUGAAGGGGAGGGAACUGGUGCUAGUGAUGAGAAAGAAUCUCGGCUUUUCCCAGACUCUGAUCAGAAAAACUGCAAGAUUACCUCCCAUGCUAUGACUAAUGAAUUUCUCAUCUUUUCUACAAAUAUUGGUGGCAUCCACUACUUUUACAUUGAAGAUUUUAAUUAUGUGGUGGAACAUCGUCAUGUGACUGGCAUCCGCAAGAUUUUCCCUGACACAAGUGGGGCCCAUCUUGUGUUCCUGGAUGAGAAGAGUGAUGGAUAUGUCUACAACUCUGCUGAUGACACAGUGAUAGGUAUCAGUGACUUGUCCCCUACAGUUCAAGGUGUGCUGUGGGAGAACUGGCUUCCUGAUAAGGGCGUCUUUAUGGCCUAUGAUAAUGAGAAGAUGUACACCUACAUUUAUUCUAUGGAUUCAGUUAAAGGAAGUCAUGUGUCAUUUGUUGGGGCAAGCAAGUUACCAUAUGGCCAGAUUCCUGUGUUGUUGUACAAUGGGGAGGUUACUCUGCAAACAGCUAGUGGGAAAAUGGCUAACCUCCUCCUGAACACACAUGCUCAUGUCUUCAAUGAAAAUCCAAAUCAACUGUCUCUCAAUGAUUGUAAAGUUGCAGCCAAACAGUGCAUCAGUCUUAAAAGGUUCAAAGAUGCCUGGGUGUUUUGUGCUCUGAUAAAGAAGGAUGACAUGUGGAAAGAACUUGGGAAAGCGGCUUUACAAAAUCUGGAUCUUGAUUUUGCAAUUCGAGUGUACAGACAUAUAGGUGAUGUGGGUAUGGUGUCCUCACUACAGAAGAUUCAGGCUAUUGAAGACAAAAACCAGCUGUCUGGGUACAUCGCUAUGUUCCUGGGGGAGUUUAACCUGGCUCAAGACUUGUUUCUGGCAUCCCAGCAUCCACUGGCAGCCCUAGAGAUGCGUAGAGACCUGCUCCACUGGGACAGCGCCCUACAGCUGGCCAAAGCCCUGGCCCCCGAGCAGAUCCCCUACAUCUCCAGGGAGUACGCUCAGCAGCUGGAGUUCACAGGGGACUACAUCAACGCCUUGUCCCACUACGAGAAGGGGAUCACCAAAAAUGAAGCGGAGCGCGACCACGAUGAAGUCUGUGCUGCUGGUAUAGCCCGCAUGUCUAUAAGGGUGGGGGAUAUCAGAAGAGGUGUCUCCAUGGCAACCAAGAUGCCCAGCAAGAUUUUAAAGAAGGAAUGUGCUGGCAUUUUGGAAAGCAUGAAGCAAUGGUCUGAUGCGGCUGUGCUGUAUGAACAAGGACAGUACUAUGACAAGGCUGCCUCGGUGUACAUCCGUGGCAAGAACUGGUCAAAGGUCGGAGAGCUACUGAACAAGAUCACAUCACCCAAAAUCCACGCCCAGUACGCUAAAGCUAAAGAAGCAGACGGCAGGUACAAAGAGGCUGCCGAGGCUUAUAAGCUGGCCAAGGAAUGGGAUAAUGUUAUAAGGAUAAAUUUAGAUCACCUUCAGAACCCAGAGGAGGCUGUGAAAAUUGUCAGGGAGACCCAGUCAGUGGAGGGAGCCAAGAUGGUUGCCAAAUUUUUUCAACGUUUGAAUGAUUACGGGUCAGCCAUUCAAUUCCUCGUCAUGUCUCACUGCAACGAUGAAGCUUUUCAGUUGGCUCAACAACAUCGACAGAUGGAGAUAUAUGCUGAUAUCAUUGGUGCUGAUGCCACUGUUGAAGACUACCACAGUAUCGCAGUAUUCUUUGAGGCUGAGAAGAAUCAUUUUAUGGCCGGGAAAUUCUUUUUGUUGAGUGGACAAUACACCAAGGCCAUGAAACAUUUUCUCAAAUGUAACCCUGAGGAUGGCCAGGCCAUUGAACUGGCCAUUGAAACUGUUGGCCGAGCUAAUGACGACAUACUGACCAAACAGCUGGUUGAUUUUCUUAUGGGAGAUGUGGAUGGCACCCCUAAGGAUGCUAAAUAUUUGUUCCGACUGUACAUGGCCUUGAAGAAGUACGGUGAGGCAGCAAGAACAGCCAUUAUCAUAGCUAGGGAGGAGCAGAAUGCUGGCAACUACCGCAAUGCUCAUGAUGUUUUGUUCAGCAUGUUCCAGGAGCUCAAAGAAAACAAAAUCAAAAUUCCUUCAGAGAUGGCGUCAAACUUGAUGAUUUUACACAGCUAUAUACUGGUCAAGAUCCAUGUUAAAAAAGGUGACCAUCUUAAAGGAGCCAGGAUGUUGAUCCGGGUUGCCAACAACAUCAGCAAAUUUCCUUCUCAUAUAGUUCCUAUAUUAACCUCCACUGUCAUAGAGUGCCAUAGGGCAGGCUUGAAGAACUCCUCCUUCAGCUACGCGGCCAUGCUGAUGAGGCCUGAGUACAGAAACGACAUUGACGUCAAGUACAAGCGCAAGAUUGAAAUGAUUGUCAGGAAGCCCGAGAGAACAGAGGAGGAAGAACCUUUGACCCCUUGCCCUUUCUGCGGCUUCCAGAUACCCGAGACUGAGCUCUUGUGUCCUGAUUGUAAAAACAACAUUCCCUACUGUAUAAUCACUGGUCGCCAUGUUUUGAAAGAUGACUUCACUGCCUGCCCUAACUGUGACUUCCCUGCCAUCUAUACAGAAUUCCUUAAGAUGUGUGAGACAGAAGAGACCUGCCCCAUGUGCAGUGAAAAGGUCAGUCAGGAGAAGAUCCAGAAGGUCAUUGACCCACACAAGUACAUGUUUCCUGAGUCAGAUACACUGAAAGAAGAGCCCUAAUUACAGACACGAAGUAGAGCACUAAUCAAUUACAGACAAUUACAAUUAGAGGAGAUCCCUAAUUACAGACACUGAAAAUUCUGGAUGUCAUCAAUAUCUUAUUUAUAAAACUCGUACUAAUUUUUUUUUUUUUUCAAAAAAUUGUAGUUCAUGUUUUUAUAUUCACCACACAUUGAAUCCAUCCUGCCUAUGAUCAAGUGCCCUUCAUCAGAAGAACAAAUGAAUAAGAUUUAUUUUACCUUAUUCCCAUCAACAUUUAGGCGACAUUUUAAGUUGCCAAAUAGAUCUCAUAAACGUUUAAGUAAAAACACCAAUCAGACAUUUCAGUAAGAUUAUAUGUUUAAAGCUUCUGUGAUAAAUCAUUUUAUUGUUUCAUUCAAGUCCCAGGAUGAUUGUCAUGUUUAAAUUUGACAUUUAUUUACCACUUGGGCAUGUUUAUUUAUUUUAUUCAUUAAUUGUCAGAGAAUCCCUCCAGCAAAUGUAAGCAUAUAAACCAAGAUAUCGGCCAUGUUUGUGAAAGAAAAUAUUUUAAUGUUUUGUACAAGUGGAACAUGUUUUGCAGCGCACACUUUUUCUAUUUUGUAAUUUUUUGUUGCAGAAAUAAAAUAUUUCACACCGU
Molecule: messenger RNA, 4747 nt
Organism: Physella acuta
Lineage: Eukaryota; Metazoa; Mollusca; Gastropoda; Physidae
Product: WD repeat-containing protein 19
Biological process (GO): cilium assembly; intraciliary retrograde transport
Cellular component (GO): cilium; intraciliary transport particle A
Molecular function (GO): protein binding
Source: RefSeq, a predicted model, not a curated record